UAGUUACAACAUAUCCCCCGCGAUCUGUCUUUCUAUCUCUCUGCUCUCUCCCUCGCGCCGAAACCGUGAAAGAUUAGCCUUCGAGUUUCUGCCGACGUCUCUCUGUCGCCACCGGCCUUUCGUCCGAAUCGGCCGCUACGUUGUCCAGAGCAAGCUUGGUUGGGGUCACUUCUCAACCGUCUGUCUUGCUUGGGACACCCAUUUCUCUGUACUUUUAUCUAUCUUUCUCUGUACUUUGUGGUUGGUCCUGGAUUUGGGUUUAUUUUUCUCACUCACCUGUCUUCCCCCAUUUAGCUUCCAUUUUCAGCAUCCCUGCCAAAGUCUCUGCUUCCCUAUCUCUCCAACAUUAACUUUCUGAUACUCUCUUCCCUUGUAAUUUUGUAAACGAGGUUGGUGUAGGUCCAUGCCGUUAGUGACUCGCCAAGUCAACUCGACCACUCAGUUUUCCUUUUAAAGCAUCACGCCAUUAGGUUUCGACUGACCUGUCUCUGCCCUGCAAACUCCUCCAAUGACUUCCCUUAUUUCCCUCUCCCCAUCUACCAACAACUACAGUUUGUCUCCAGAAGCAGAAAUGCAAUAUCAAGCAUUACAUGAUUCCCAUCAAAGCCGUUUCCCGUCACCGUGUCUAUAGAACUUUUGCAUCAGUUGGGUCAUUAGAAGCAGAUGUGGCAAGCCACGGAAAUGAUGCUCCUCCUGGUGUUUCAACUCCAAACAACUCUCGGAGGUCUAGAAUGUCUUUUGACCAGACAAAUUACCCCUUGGAUGACAUAACUAAUUUUGAGAAACAGCUGCAAGAAUUAUUUGAUGAAGUCAAAAGAAUGAUUAUGAUGGGGAACAGAAAUGAUGCCAUGGACCUACUUAAAGCAAACUAUGAAGCUGUGAUAGAACGGAUGAAUAAAGGUAGCAAAGGGAUUGAAGAAGCUGCACUUCUUGACAUCAUUACCCUGGGUUAUAUGGCUGUUGGAGAUUUGAAGCUUGUUGCUUCCGUACUGGCUUUGUUGGCUGGGGUUGUUGACAGUCUAAAGGAUAAUGAACCACUUCUGGAUGUUGUGCUCGUGCAUAUGGGAAGUUUGUUUACGGCUUUGGGGAAGUUUGAUAAAUCAUUGCUUGUGUACCGGAGGUCUAUUGAUAUUCUAGAGAACAGAUAUGGGAAAAAUAGUAUUUUUCUUGUCACUCCAUUGUUAGGGAUGGCAAAAGCACUUGGAUCUAUUGGCAGAUCAACAAAAGCAGUUGAAAUCUAUCAUCGUGCAGUUACUAUUUUGGAAUUGAGCAAAGGGGCUGAAAGUGAGGAUUUGGUUGUAGCUUUAUUUGGUCUUGGAAAUCUUUUGCUCAAAGAAGGAAGAUCGACAGAUGCAGAACCUCAUUUCAUCAGAAUCUUAACCUUGUAUAAAAAGUUAUAUGGAGAAAAUGACGGAAGAGUUGGAAUGGCUAUGUGUUCCCUAGCCCAUGUGAAGUGUGCAAAGGGAAAUGCUGAUGAAGCCAUUGGAUUAUAUAAGAAUGCUCUCCAGGUCAUCGAGGAUUCAAACUAUAUGGCUUUAGAUGACAGCAUAAUGGAGAAGAUGAGGAUAGAUUUGGCAGAGCUACUUCAUGUUGUAGGAAGGGGAAAAGAAGGCCGAGAAAUGUUAGAGGAAUCCUUGUUGAUCACUGAGAAGUAUAAAGGAAAAGAGCAUCCCAGCUUAGUGACGCACCUUGUGAAUCUUGCAACCUCCUAUUCACGCUCAAAGAAUUUUGUGGAGGCUGAACGCUUGCUGAGGACGAGUUUGGAAAUCAUGGGGAAGACUGUGGGCCCUGAUGAUCAAUCCCUCACCUAUCCAAUGUUGCAUCUUGCAGUUACCCUCUACAAUCUAAAACGGAAUGAAGAAGCUGAGCAACUUGCCUUGGACGUUUUGCGCAUCCGUGAAAAGGCAUUUGGAAAAGAUUCUCUUCCUGUUGGGGAGGCAUUGGACUGUUUGGCAUCCAUCCAGACUAGGUUGGGGAGGGAUGACGGAGAGUUGUUGGAGCUGCUCAAGAGACUUCUGAGUAUCCAAGAGAGAGAGUUUGGCCAUGAGAGUGAAGAGGUCAUGGAAACCCUGAAAAAAACUCUGUACUACUUGGACAAACUGGGUAGGAAGAACGAGAAGUUCCCACUGCAGAAAAGAUUGUCCAUGCUUAGAAUGAAAUACAAAGAAAGGAUCCAAUAUUAAUUGCAUAUAAUCAUUCAUAUAUCUAACCCUCCACAUCUUUCUACCGGUUGGUAGGGAGAGGUAAUAUCUGACCAUUUCAUCUCCUUAAUUCGUCUGUGUUUGAGUAAUGUUAUUAACCACACUCAUGUCUCACUCUUAUCUCACUAUGUAAAAUAUGUCACUUUUAU
Juglans microcarpa x Juglans regia is the source of this 2350-nucleotide messenger RNA. Its product is annotated as nephrocystin-3. Gene Ontology annotation, molecular function: protein binding. The coding region runs from base 591 to 2183 and encodes 530 amino acids. Gene Ontology annotation, cellular component: chloroplast. The record is from RefSeq and is a predicted model, not a curated record. The transcript is spliced from 10 exons. Lineage: Eukaryota; Viridiplantae; Streptophyta; Magnoliopsida; Fagales; Juglandaceae. Gene Ontology annotation, biological process: chloroplast organization.